CCCCCCCUCCCACCUUCCCCUCCCGUCCCGUCCCCGUCCGCCCCGCUCCGCCUCCCGAAAAUUUCACCCCUUUUCCUCCGCCUCUCCUCUCCACGGCCCCCACGCCAGGGGCCUAAAACCCUAGCCCCGAUCCUUCCCGCCCAUGGCAUCCGCCGAUUCCAAGCCCGCCUCCCCGGCCGCCGCCGCGGAUCCGCCCGCCGGCGACGCCAAGGACGCCGCCGCCGCCGACCCCGAGCCCGCCGCCCCGGCGGAGGAGAAGACACCGCAGCAGCCGGAGAAGAAGCGGGGCCGGAGGAAGAAGGGGGAGGCGCAGGCGGAGGCGGCGGUGAAGACGCCGCCGUCAAGGAAGACGGGGCCCGCGGCUGAGCGCCCGUCCAGGGAGAGGAAGACGGUCGAGAGGUACUCGGAGCUCGCACCGCGCGUCACGCCCGCCAAGAAGUCCCCCGCUAUUGUCCAGGGCUCUGGAACCAAGCUGAAGGACAUACCUAAUGUUUCCUUCAAACUAUCAAAGAGAAAGACAGAUGAGAAUCUCCAGAGCCUUCAUACUCUAAUGUAUGGGAGAAAAUCAAAUGUCCACUUUUUGAAGAGAAACAUAUCUCAAUUUUCCGGGUUUGUUUGGACAGAUAAUGAAGGAAAGCACAGGACCAGAAUAAAGGAAAAGCUUGACAAAUUUAACAAGGAGAAGUUGCUAGACUUUUGUGACAUACUGGAUAUUUAUGUUCCAAAAGCAAGUACAAAGAAGGAAGAAGUUUCUGCCAAAGUCUUGGAAUUUUUGGAGUCCCCUUGUGUUACCAGGGAUGUUGUUCUCACUGAUAAAAAGAAAGGGAAGAAACGUGGGAGGAGACCUAAAGGAAGUGGUGAGGCAACUCCUGAAGAUGCUUCUGCAGAGAAGAAAAGGAAAAGGGGUCGGAACCAAGCAGCUGAAGCUGGGAAAGAGAAUGAUGAUGAGGAAGAUGGUGGUCCUGCUGGUUCUGAAGAUGCAUCAACAGGAGAUGAAGGUGAUGGGGACUCUGAAGCAAAUGAUCAUGCUAUGAGUGAUGAUGAACCUGAUGAGCCUCCAGCAAAGAAAAAGUCAACAGAUGUAAAUCAAGUUAAGAAAGAACCUGGGUCUAAUGCAAGGGAAAACAAUGCACGAGGAAAAAAGGCUUCUACAAAACCUGCAAAAGGUGCUUCAAAGCCUCCUCAAGACACUAAAGAUGAGCCUAAUGUAGAGAUAAAAAAGGUUGGCAGGAGAGCAAAGAGUUCGAAGGAAAGUGAUGUGCCGAAAGAUUCGAACAAGGUGAACAAGGUCUCUAAAUCCAAGAAAGAUGAUGGAAAAGAAAGCCAAAACAACAAGGCUGCUAAGCCAUCCAGUAAAAAUAAAGGUAAAGGCAAGGGUGGUGCAGAGGCUGGGACUGCCCCAACCACUGAACAGCUGCAUGCUGUUGUUAGCAGCAUUUUGAAGGAAGUUGACUUCAACACAGCAACUCUGGCUGAUAUUCUCAGACAAUUAGGGACCCAUUUUGAAAUGGACCUCAUGGACAGAAAAGCAGAAGUGAAGCGCAUCAUCGAGGAGGUAAUAAAUAGUAUGUCUGAUGAUGAUGAUGGUGAGGAAGCUUCAGAAGAUGAAGCAGAAGACAAUGGUAAGGAAGAGAAGUCAAAGGGUGAUCCUGAUGAAGAGAAGUGAUGCCGUGGAUCGGAUGUGCAUCGGAUGUGCAGUGAUCAGUCUCUUGUUAUGUCAGUGGUUUGGAUUGAUCUUGCAAGGACUAUCUUGUUGGUUCUGUACAAUUGGGGCACCAUCACAACAAAUUGGUGACCUACCAGUACAAGAUUGUUAACCAUUUCACAGCCAUAUACACCUAGUUGUUGUGCUUGACUAGGUAGUGACCUGUAGCCUAGUUGCUGGUCAUGUACAAUAGCUGUGCGUUUAAUAGCUUUGUUGCUUAGGUAGCUAGCCUGACUGUAAUAUGCACAAUAAUUCUUGGCUUGUUUCAUCCAUUUAUCCUUGUAAAACUCUGUAUCCUUCUGAAUUGCUCCUGUUUUUUGCAGUUCUUAAUUCCCUCAUGAUCGUGAGGUUUUAGCCCUGGGAUUCUAUGAUAUGCGAGUGGGUUUUU
Setaria italica (foxtail millet) is the source of this 2093-nucleotide messenger RNA. RefSeq names its product protein DEK. The transcript is spliced from 11 exons. The record is from RefSeq and is a predicted model, not a curated record. Gene Ontology annotation, molecular function: DNA binding; histone binding. Gene Ontology annotation, biological process: chromatin organization; regulation of double-strand break repair. NCBI's taxonomy places the organism in Eukaryota, Viridiplantae, Streptophyta, Magnoliopsida, Poales, Poaceae. Gene Ontology annotation, cellular component: nucleus. The coding region runs from base 143 to 1666 and encodes 507 amino acids.